Rosa rugosa (rugosa rose) is the source of this 1512-nucleotide messenger RNA. RefSeq lists its product as uncharacterized. Bases 1 to 1512 code for a protein of 503 amino acids. The transcript has 5 exons. The record is from RefSeq and is a predicted model, not a curated record. NCBI's taxonomy places the organism in Eukaryota, Viridiplantae, Streptophyta, Magnoliopsida, Rosales, Rosaceae.
AUGGCUGACAACUUCAAUGAGAUUAUGUGCCAAGCUGAUAAGUCUGGGGGUGUGUCUGGGGCUUCUGCACCUAUGCAAGUGUUUAGGCAAACAAUGCUGGACUGUGGAUUGUACGAUAUGGGUUUCAUUGGCUCUAGUCGAGCCCUUACUCUCCAGCCAAAUGAGUCAGAUCACUGCCCCAUUCUUGUGGAGUUGAGAAUAGAUAGAAAUAGAGGGAGAAAGCCUACUCGAAAGUUUCGAUUUGAGGAGAUGCGGCAUGGCAAGGCAGAGUAUACGACCAUAAUUCAGCAACAAUGGGCUUCUCUAACUACUGGCAAUAUGCUUCAGCAAGUUAGUCGAAAGAUUUCUGCCACUAGUAAGAAGUUGCUUCAUUGGCACAUCACUGAGUUCAAUAAGCAGAAUUUGGAGUUAAGGGUCAUUAGAGCAAAGCUAGAGGAUAUUAUGAGACAUCCUUUCUCAUUAGAACAAUAUGAGGAACAACGUUUGCUGCAUGUAAAGCAUAGCCAAAUUCUCUCCCAGCAAGAGACUUAUUGGAGACAACGUUCUCGUGCAGUUUGGUUAAAAGAUGGGGACAAGAAUUCGGCCUUCUUUCAUCGUAAAGCCUCCAAUAGAAGAAGUAGAAAUUGUAUCAAGGGAUUACUUGAUGAUUCAGGAAUAUGGCAGGUUGAACCUGAUGUUGUCAAACGUAUGCUACUUGAGUACUACCAACAAAUUUUUGCCUCGGAAGGAAUAGAUGACCAUGCCCUAUCGAAUAUAUUUCGAGCCACUCCCAUGAAGGUUCUGCCUCAUAUGAAUAGGGAUCUGUUGCUGCCCUAUACUGAUAAAGAGAUUAGAGUUGCACUUUUUCAAAUGCAUUCUUCAAAAAGCCCGGAGCCUGAUGGUAUGUCACCUUUCUUCUAUCAGAAGCAUUGGAACAUUGUUGGAAUGGAUGUAUGCAUAGCUAUUCGUAAUUUUCUUGAAACAGAUGAUGUUGAUCAAUUGGGUUUUGAUGUACAGUGGGUGAGCAUCAUCAUGAACUGUGUCAAGUCUGUUACAUAUGCCAUUCUUGUAAAUGGAGAGCAAACUGAGCUGAGCAAUGUAGGAGAAUUGUUAAGCACCCUCAAUCCCUUAUUGCUCAACUUUAUAAAGCUAGAUACUUCUCAAACUGUUCUUUUUGGGAGGCGAAAUUGGGAGCCGCUCCAUCCUUCUCUUGGAGAAGCAUCCUUGAAGCUAGACCGAGAAUGGAUGCUUGAGAGAGCUUGUCAACUCAAGCCUGAAGUUUUUGAUAAGCUGCUGAUAACCAUUUGGUCGCUAUGGAAAAACCGUAACUCCAAACUGUGGGACAACCACUCAAGGUCUGCUGCAGAUCUCUUUCUCAGUUCAAUGGCGUGGCUUGAAGACUUUCAAAAAGCACGAGAGUCAAGCAAUCCUAAACAGUCCCUAGUCAGAGCGCACUGGAUGCCGGCAUCAAAUCACCUCCUUAAGCUUGAUGUUGAUGGAACUUUUUACCAUCUGUCAACCAUGGUGGAGUAG